Molecule: messenger RNA, 2268 nt
Organism: Fusarium sp. VM40
Lineage: Eukaryota; Fungi; Ascomycota; Sordariomycetes; Hypocreales; Nectriaceae
Source: the annotation of a GenBank genome assembly
AUGAGUUCUAUGAACUCCCGCUUCAAAAGCCUUGGCUUCGGAAAACGCAAGUCAACUGCGAGCAUACAGACCUCUGAAGGUCUGACACCGAGCCCAACCCCUCCUCCGGGCCAAAUACCGCAGCCUCCCCAACAUCAGCAUCAGCAUCAACACCAGCAGCUCAACGCUCCCCCGCUUGCCCAUUCGUCUUCGACAACGAGUCUUCCGAUGAAUCACCCGGGUCCCGGCAACCGUCCGCCCAGCUAUACCGCAAACUUUCCUCCCGGCCAAGCUCCUCUUGGUCGUACCAGUCCUCUCACCCAACAACCUAACCGCACUCCUCCCACCCAAAUGGUCGGCGGUCCUCCCCCGAUCAACACCGGAGCCCCCAUGGGCUACCCGCCCGGUAUGGCUCCCAUGGGUCAGGGUCCUCCACCGAUGGGAGGUCCUCCUGGUUUCGGGCAACAACCACCUCCUCCUCAAGGAUAUCCUCCUCCCGGACCUCCAGGCGGUCCCAUGAACCAGCAGUUCCAGCGCCCCGGCCCCGGCCCUGCUGCCGAAGUCGAGGGUGCCAGCAAGAGCAAGGCUCAGCUGAUUGUCGGCAUUGAUUUCGGUACUACCUUCUCUGGUGUCGCUUUUGCUUUCGCGACCAACAACGAGGCCAAGGAAGAUAUUAUCACUGAGUGGCCAGGUGCUGGCUCCUAUACUAAGCAAAAGAUUCCCACGGUACUCUACUACGAUCAAUAUCAAAAGGUGGUAGGAUGGGGACCUGAUAUUGCUGACGCCCUUGCCCCCACUGGUUACCCCAAGCCUGGUGUGCAAAAGGUCGAGUGGUUCAAGCUGCAACUGAUGCUUAGCGGUAACACAUACAUCGACCCUAUCAACCUCCCUCCUCUGCCCCCAGGAAAGUCCGAGAUCGAUGUCGCCGCCGACUACCUCUUCAAGCUUCGACAGGCUAUGCGGUCAGCUCUGCAAAAGGCGUUGGGUGAAGUCUUUAACCGAGAAGAACGCAACAUCCGAUACUAUCUGACCGUCCCCGCCAUUUGGAACGAUGCCGGAAAGGCCGCCACUCGAGCUGCUGCGAUCCAGGCUGGCUUCCUUCGUGACGAGAACGACAACCGUCUGACCCUCGUUUCAGAGCCUGAGGCCGCUGCUCUAUUCUGUUCCAAGACCGGUCUCUUGGACCUCAAGGUGCACGAUGCUGUCCUGAUUGUUGAUUGUGGAGGUGGUACCGUUGAUUUGAUCGCUUACGAGGUCGAAGAGGAAAACCCUUUCACUGUUGCCGAGUGCACGGCUGGUUCUGGUGACUCCUGUGGUUCAACAGCUCUUAACCGCAACUUCAGCAAUAUCCUCCGCACAAAGAUCCGCAAGAUGAAGUUGCCCGACGGCUCCAAGACCGCUGGCCGUGUUUACGCCAAAUGUAUCAUGGACUUUGAGAACCGAAUCAAGGCUGAUUUCCGAAACAACGGCCAGAAGUGGGCUGUCGAUGUUGGUAUCGAGGCUGAGUUUCCCGAGGCUGGUAUUGAAGAGGGUUACAUGACCUUCACCAACGAGGAGAUUCUCCAGUGCUUCGAGCCCGUCGUCAACCGUAUUUUGGAGCUUGUGAGAAACCAGAUCAUUGCCAUUCAGGCUCAGAACCGCACCCUUCAAAAUAUCCUAGUCGUCGGUGGUUUCGGUGCCUCCGAAUACCUCUUCCAGCAAAUCAAGCUCCACGUUCCUCCUCAGUUCCAAUCCAAGGUGGUCCGACCCAUGGACUCAGUCGCCGCCAUCGUCAAGGGUGCUGUCACUGCCGGUAUCACAGAGCGAAUCGUUACCCACCGUGUCGCCCGUCGUCACUACCUCAUGGCGACUCUUCAGCCUUUCAAGGAGGGUUACCAUCCCGAAGCCUACCGUGUUCCCUCUCUGGAUGGAAAGGACCGUUGCAAGUUCACUCGCCAGAUUUUCGUCCAGAAGGGCCAAAAGGUCAAGAACGGCGAGCCUGUCAAGGUCUCUUUCUUCCGACAAGUCGCUCCAGGUGCCACCCUCAUGUACGAGGAUGUUCUUUACGCCUGUGACGACGAUGUUUGCCCUGAAUACACCAAGGAUCCUCGCAUCAAGGAGGUUGUUACUCUUACCUCGGAUCUAUCUCGCAAGAACCUUGAGAAGGACUUUGAACGAAUGGAUACUCCUCAGGGCACAUUUUACCGCGUUUACUUCGAUAUUUACCUGACACUGGACGGUUCAGAAUUCAGUGCCGAGCUUGUCUGCCAAGGCGAGGUCAUGGGUCGCUGCCGCUCCCGCUUCAGGUAA